GAUUUUUAUACCUAAUUUAAAUGGAACCUAAAAAAUUAAUAACAUUGGGAAAAGAACAGAAAAAGUAUGCAAAACCCAAGAAACUCACCCAUCUGCAUCUACAAGAAACCGCUUUGACAAGUAUUGUGAGUAUCAAUACAAUAAAAUGAAAAAAUUUGCAGACCCACGUAAAUUUAAUUUACAGAAAAAAAUAGAGUCAAUACAUUUGGAAACGUUGUACAUAUACAACAACAGGAUAAAAUAUUUGGAAAAUUUGGAAAAAAUACCGAACCUAACGAGUCUAUAUUUGCAAAGAAACUACAUAGAAAAAUUGGAAAACCUACGUCAUCUUAAAAACCUGAAAAGAUUGUACAUAGGAUACAACAAAAUUAAAGUUUUGGAGGGCCUGGAUGAUUUAAAGUGUUUAGAAGAGUUGCAUAUCGAAAAACAGCAACUAAGUCCUGGAGAUUGUUUUUGUUUUGACCCCAGAACAAUCUACCAUUUAGCAAAAUCUCUGAAAGUCCUAAACGUUUCAAAUAACAAAGUAACCACAUUCAAAUACUUGGCACCACUAACCAAUUUAACAUGGAUUGACGUAAGCCACAACGACCUGGAUUCCAUAUCGGAUAUAUGCGAGAUAAUCCGAUAUUGGCCUCACCUUAAAACAGCCAUAUUAACUGGAAAUCCAAUUUCCAAACAACACAGAUACAGGGAGACCAUCAUAGCAAAUUGCUAUCAGCUUGAGUGCUUGGAUGGCAAAAAAAUUACCGAUUUAACCAGAACUUUCAUAAAGAGAUUCCAGCGCGAAAGAAAGAAUAAGAAAUCGAAAGCUUCACUCAAUUUAGCAGAGCAUAUUCCAGGAGUGCCGAAAAAUUACCCCCACACAUUGCAAAAAGCAGUCUCAGCCUCAUUAAUUACAAAUAAGCUCAACGAGCUUACUUUUGACCAAACCCCCACACAACAUAUACCCUGGAAAGCAUUACCUAAAAAAUCUCUACCAAAAUGCAGAUUCCCGAAAAUUACGAUGGCUUCCGGCGACCCUACCACUUAUAAAGGCUGUAUUAUAAGUUCUUUCCCCUAA
Brassicogethes aeneus is the source of this 1060-nucleotide messenger RNA. The record is from the annotation of a GenBank genome assembly. NCBI's taxonomy places the organism in Eukaryota, Metazoa, Arthropoda, Insecta, Coleoptera, Nitidulidae.